UCCGGGGUGAUGGGACAGUAACGUUGCUUGUUUAGCUGCUGGAGAACUGCAGUUUGAAUCUUUGAACUCUCACGUUGUGCGUAUGACUCAUUAUUCAGAGGAUUGUUAUGGUUAUUGUGGCUUUCGUUGUGGACCAUCUUGUUUACAUUUCUGUGACUUUGGCAAACUCUCAGGAAUGGCUGUUUUGCAGUAGAUUAUGCAAAUUGUCAACUCUUCAUGGACAGUGUGUGUUUCUAGCUUUGACAAUUUGGACCUCUGCCUUUUUUAAAAAAAAAAAAAAAAAAAAUGAUGUCAUUGUAGCUCAUGGGGCCUUUCUUGGAAAUGGAGUUAAAAUGGUGUUCAUGACAUCAGGUUUCUGAACUCUUCAACUGAAUCCAUCCUUAUUUUACACAUAAUUUAAAUGGCAUUAAGCGUCUGAUGCUUAUUGUAUGACAGUCGAUGAAAUAAUUCGGCCCCUGUUUGAAAGUUUCUCUUCAGCCACUCUCCUCGUUGUGCCUCUGGGACUCUUGCCCUCACUGGCCCCGCCUCCCCUAGCCUCACUAAACCCUCUGAUUGGUCCGCGCUUCCCCUCUACAUCCCCCCUGGGGCCUCCCCCUUUCUUUCUCCGUCCACCCAGUGGCUCCCUGUCGGUCUGUUUGGAUUAUUGUAGCAGCUCAGGCCUCUCACAUGCGCUGCCCUCACUGCCCACUGCACACACUACUACAGUUCAUCAGAGAUGGGAAGGCGGAGCUGACGGAGAGAGCGGCGUUUGUUUUCACCCCAGAGAAGAGAGGAGGAGAGGGGAGCAGCCAUGGAGCUGAGGGUGCUGGGUAAGAGGAAGAGGGACUCCUAUGUCAGAGUUUUAGGAUGGCCACUGAAGGAUCCACUAUUCCCAACCCUGUGGUCCGCCAGAUUGACAAGCAGUUCUUGAUCUGCAGCAUAUGUCUGGACCGCUACGAAAACCCCAAAGUACUGCCCUGCCUGCACACCUUCUGUGAGAGGUGCCUGCAGAAUUACAUCCCGGCUCACAGCCUCACACUGUCGUGCCCCGUGUGCCGCCAGACCUCGAUCCUGCCGGAGAAAGGUGUGGCGGCAUUGCAGAAUAACUUCUUCAUCACCAACCUGAUGGACGUGCUGCAGCGGGCGCCGGACAGCUGCAGCCAGGAGGCCGCCGCCCUCAACAACAUCACCACUGUGGCUACAGGCCAACCGCUCUCCUGCCCCAACCAUGGAGGCAACGUCAUGGAAUUUUACUGUCCGCCCUGCGAGACGGCCAUGUGUCAGGAGUGUACGAGUGGCGAACACGGAGAACACCCCACUGUUCCCCUCAAGGACGUCGUGGAACAGCACAAGGCCUCGUUACAGGACCAGCUCGACGCCGUCAAGAAGAGGUUGCCAGAGAUCGACUCGUCCCUGCAGACGCUGUCAGAGAUCCUGCAGCAGCUGACCAAUCAAAAGAGCUCCAUCGAGGCCGGCAUCCACACCACCUUCGACGAGUUGCAGAAGACCCUGAACGUCCGCAAGAGCGUUUUACUGAUGGAGCUGGAGGUCAACUACGGCCUCAAGCAGAAGGUGCUCCAAGCCCAGCUGGAUACUCUGCUCCAGGGCCAGGAGGGCAUCAACAGCAGCUGUGACUUCACACAGCAGGCCCUGAGCCACGGCUCCGAGGCCGAGGUGCUGCUGGUGAAGAAGCAGAUGAGCGAGCGUCUCGUGGAGCUGGCCAGCCAGGAGCUUCCUCUGCAGCCGGAGGAGAACGACCAGCUGGACUUCAUCGUGGAGACGGAGGGACUGAAGAAGUCCGUCCACAACCUGGGCACCAUCCUGACGACCAACGCGGUGGCCUCCGAGACCGUGGCGACGGGCGAAGGGUUGCGACGCUGCGUCGUGGCCGUCCCCACCUCCAUCACCAUCACCACCAAGGACAAAGACGGAGAGCUGUGUAAGAUGGGCAACGCGGUCAUCACCGCGGAGAUGUCCUCGCCGGACGGGAGCAGAGGCGGAGGGGACAUACUGGACAACAAGAACGGCACUUACGAGUACCUGUUCGCGGCUCCCGAAGAGGGGACUUUUAAUCUGUCGCUGCGUUUGUACGACCAACACAUCAAAGGAAGCCCCUUUAAGAUAAAGGCCACCAAAUCCAUCGAUCUGUCGCUGACUUCCAAAGGCGUCAAGAAGAGGCUGAAGUCUCCGGGCAGUGCACACGUCAAGCAGAAGGCCAUCAAGAGGCCGGCCAGCAUGUACAGCACAGGGAGGAGGAAAGAGAACCCCAUCGAGGACGACCUCAUCUUCAGGAUCGGCACAAAAGGAAGAAACAAAGGGGAGUUCACUAACCUGCAGGGAGUGGCUGCCUCUUCUCUGGGGAAGGUGCUGAUAGCAGACAGCAACAACCAGUGUGUGCAGAUUUUCUCCAAUGACGGCCACUUCAAAAGCCGAUUCGGCGUGCGCGGCAGGACUCCGGGUCAACUGCAGCGGCCGACCGGAGUGGCCCUCCACCCGAACGGUGACAUCAUCAUCGCGGACUACGACAACAAAUGGGUCAGCAUCUUUUCCAGUGAAGGCAAGUUCAAGAACAAGAUCGGCUCGGGGAAGCUGAUGGGCCCUAAAGGCGUGUCGGUGGACAGGAACGGCCACGUCAUCGUGGUGGACAACAAGGCCUGCUGCGUCUUCCUCUUCCAGCUCAACGGCAAGCUGGUCACCAAGUUCGGUAACCGAGGCAACGGCGACAGGCAGUUUGCAGGGCCCCACUUUGCUGCCGUCAACAACAACAAUGAAAUAAUUGUGACAGAUUUCCACAACCACUCGGUCAAGGUGUUCAACACAGAAGGUGAAUUCUUGCUGAAGUUUGGUUCGAACGGCGAGGGCAACGGCCAGUUCAACGCCCCCACGGGCGUGGCAGUGGAUGUCAAUGGAAACAUCAUCGUAGCGGACUGGGGCAACAGCCGGAUACAGGUGUUCGAUGGCAGCGGCUCCUUCCUGUCCUACAUCAACACAUCCGCAGACCCGCUGUACGGCCCGCAGGGUCUGGCUCUCACCUCUGACGGACAUGUCGUGGUCGCAGAUUCUGGCAACCACUGCUUCAAAGUCUACCGCUACCUGCAGUAGCCCUUUUCCCUCUCGACGCACACACACACACACACACACACACACACACACACACACAUACACACACACACAGUACAGUGUAUAGACGCACACACGCAUUAUGAGUACGGAGCGACCGGCAGAUUUGCACUCACCCACUCACACGUUCGCCCCUUGAAUCACAUAACAGAGAAGUCAUUUUAGUUUGAAUGAAGUGAGACGAUGUGUCAUGUUCACAGGUGGCUGCAGCUGAUUGGCUUUUCGUCCUUCACAUGUUCACAUUCCAUCUUAAUUACACUGAUUUAUAAAAAAAACAAAAAGCUUUAGUAUUGUACAUGUGUUAGAGCUUUUUAUUUGCUGUGAUGUGGCAGGAAAACUGGAACAAAAUUAAGCUAUUGCACAAAAAAAUACUGAUUUGACACUGUUAAGUGAGAUGGAAAUUAAAGUAAAGACGUAUCGAAGUCUCCUGAAAACUAACUGGGAAUUCUAGUUCCGGUGACUGCAGCUUCCUGUUUAAUGCUCUUAUGCGUCCUCACAUUUUGCCUGUUCACUGUAUAAGAAAAAUAUUCCACCCACUGUAGGUAGCAUGGUAUUUUAGAGCAUGAUUAGGCGUCCCCGUGCAUGUUGUUUUUACUAAUAAACACCAGAAAAGCUGCUGUGCACAAUUAUAUGAAUAUGUUUUAAGCUGACAAAAAUCACUCAAAGAAACGUUGAAUGGAAGAACUGUUUCGAUUGCAAUACAUCUAUCUACUAUGUGAAAAGCACUGGUCGAUGUAAUUCGGAAAUAUUUUUAAUUAAUAAAUGUGGUAAGCUGAUAACUUCUGCUCAAUUAUUUUUUUUUUAUAAAACCACCCGGUGCGUUUGUAUGUGCAAGACCAGUGUGAUUGUGUUGUGAUCAAUUAAGGUAUCAAGCAAAAGCCUCUUGAUAUGUUGACUUAAAAAAAUCUGGAGUGACAGAUUUUAACCGCAGAAAUGCUGAAAAUAUAGUCAGUACAUCCGUGAAAUGCUUUGUUCAUCAUGCUGCAAUGCAGCUUUACUCCAUUAUCAGACGUGUGAUCACCUUCACCCCUUUCCAUGAGCUCUUAUGUCUUUACGAAAAACUAAUCUGUAGAACUAACACGUUGUAUUUCGAUAAUAAACACACACAAAAAGGGGCUGUCAUAAAAAAAAUGCAAUAUGUAGUUCAACAGUUGAGGUGUGUUGUAAAAGAUGCACUUUGCUUUUGUUAGAAAGCCUCCGUCAAAUUGAAUUCAUCCUCACGCACACAGUUUCCAGUACUAAAUUUGUUCAUUCAUUUUCUACAAAAUCCUGUUAAAUCCUUUUUGUUUUCCAUUGUCUUGUUUAUAUUUGUAAUGCCAAAUGUAAUUAAAGUGUCCACAGGAAAUAC
This is a messenger RNA of Cyclopterus lumpus (lumpfish), 4447 nucleotides long. RefSeq names its product tripartite motif containing 2a (gene trim2a). NCBI's taxonomy places the organism in Eukaryota, Metazoa, Chordata, Actinopteri, Perciformes, Cyclopteridae. The record is from RefSeq and is a predicted model, not a curated record. Bases 847 to 3081 code for a protein of 744 amino acids. Gene Ontology annotation, molecular function: translation repressor activity; protein binding; zinc ion binding. Gene Ontology annotation, biological process: protein polyubiquitination; negative regulation of translation; proteasome-mediated ubiquitin-dependent protein catabolic process. The transcript is spliced from 12 exons.